CACCACGCCUGUCAGUCGCUUAGGGACAGCUCAGUGGUUGGCAGCGAGUGACACGUUGCCGGGAGCUGGGCGCAUGCGCUGUUGAGUGUUAGCCGCACUGCGCAGGCGUGCUGCGGAACAACCAUGGCGGCGGUGCAGAAGAGUGUGAGCAGCCAGUGGCUGCCGGAUAUGGACUUUAUCAAGCAGGAGCUCGGGCGGCAGGACCCCACCGUGCUGUCUGUGGUGGUGGCGCUCGCUGUGGUGCUGCUCAGCCUGGUGAUCUGGAGAUUGCUGCGGGGGAGUCAGAGCAGCCGGCGGGCCGUACUUCUCGUGGGACUGUGUGACUCUGGUAAAACCCUCCUCUUCAUCAGGCUUUUAACUGGACAAUUCAUACAAACCCAGACAUCCAUUUCUCUCAAUACUGCAACUUACAAAGGGAAGAAUGACAAGCAUUCUAGUUUUACCUUGGUGGAUAUACCUGGGCAUGAAAGUCUAAGGCUCCAGUUCCUGGACCAGUACAAGACAUCUGUCAGGGCCAUCAUUUUUGUAGUAGACAGCUCAGCCUUUCAACGUGAGGUAAAGGAGGUGGCAGAGUUCCUGUACCAUAUUCUGACUGAUGCUACAUUGCUGCGUAAUGCGCCUCCAAUACUGGUCGCCUGCAACAAGCAAGAUAUAUCCAUGGCCAAGUCUGCUAAACUUGUGCAACAGCAGCUGGAAAAGGAAUUGAACACUCUUCGUGUCACCCAGUCAGCUGCCCCCAGCACCCUGGAAGGCACCAGUUCACCAGCGACCACACAACUGGGUAAAAAGGGAAAAGACUUUGAAUUCUCCCAACUUCCUUUGAAGAUAGAAUUCCUGGAGUGCAGCGCCAGAGACAGCAAAGAGGAGGAGGGGGAUGCAAAUCUUAGCAAUGUGGAGGGAUGGUUGGCCAAACUGGCAUAAAGAAAGGCCAGGCAUUUGAAUAUGGUGGCAACAAGCAGAACUUUAUACUCUCUCACAUUGCUGUGAACCAAAAGUAUUUCCUUCUGUAAUAUACAGAACAAUUGAGUCUCUUCUUGCACUCCUGAUAAAGAGAAGAAGGGCAACGAUAUGAUAUCUCUGCCGUCAAUACAGUAAAGUUACAUUGCCUUCUGUCUAAAGCAAUGUUUCCCAACCAGGGUGCCUCCAGGUGUUGCAAAACUACAACUCCCAGCAUGCCCGGACAGCCAAAGGCUGUCCGGGCAUGCUAGGAGUUGUAGUUUUGCAACAUCUGGUGGCACCCUGGUUGGGAAACACUGGUCUUAAGUCUUGUUAAAGGGGUACUUCGGUGGAAAACUUUUUAUUUAUUUUUUUUUUUUUAUCAACUGGUGCCAGAAAGUUAAACAGAUUUGUAAAUUACUUCUAUUAAAAAAAUCUUAAUCCUUCCAGUACUUAUUAGCUGCUGAAUACUACAGAGGAAAUUCUUUUCUUUUUGGAACACAGUGCUCUCUGCUGACAUCAUGACCACAGUGCUCUCUGCUGACAUCCUCUGUCCAUUUUAGGAACUGUCCAGAGCAGCAUAUGUUUUCUAUGGGGAUUUUCUCCUACUCUGGACAGUUCUUAAAAUGGACAGAGAUGUCAGCAGAGAGCACUGUGGUCAUGAUGUCAGCAAAGAGCUCUGUGUUCCAAAAGGAAAAAAAAAAAUUCUCUGUAGUAUUCAGCAGCUAAGUACUGGAAGGAUUAAGAUUUUUUUUAAUAGAAGUAAUUUACAAAUCUGUUUAACUUUCUGGCACCAGUUGAUUUAAAAAAGUUUUCCACCGGGGAACCCCUUUAAAGACUGCUUAGCAGUUAUGUUGAAUUACAAGGUGCCCGCGUGUCUUUUCAUAGAGUGUAUGGGUUAUUAUUAUUAUUUUUGUUUACGCCAGACAAAUCUAUUUAUGCUUAAUAAAACUUUUGUUCACUGUUUCAACCCCAAUUGUGCAGUUAUGGAAGGUCGGGCCAGUCUGGAGGGUCAGACUGUGAGCCAGUUGGUCACCAAACUCUGGAUCCAACGAAUAGAAUAUGUCGUCCUGGCUGUAUUAAAGUUGUUGCUAUGGUGUAAAAUAUUUCAAUAAACUUUAUUGGUUGUUAAAAUGUU
This is a messenger RNA of Hyla sarda, 2074 nucleotides long. RefSeq names its product SRP receptor subunit beta (gene SRPRB). Gene Ontology annotation, molecular function: GTP binding. The transcript is spliced from 7 exons. Gene Ontology annotation, cellular component: plasma membrane; cytoplasm. The record is from RefSeq and is a predicted model, not a curated record. Lineage: Eukaryota; Metazoa; Chordata; Amphibia; Anura; Hylidae. Bases 124 to 921 code for a protein of 265 amino acids. Gene Ontology annotation, biological process: intracellular protein transport; vesicle-mediated transport.